AUGGGUGUCCCUGCUCUUUUCAGAUGGCUUUCCAACAAGUACCCGAAGAUUAUUUCUUCGGUGAUUGAGGAACUGCCUCAGGAAGUGAAUGGAGAGGAGAUUCCGGUCGACACUACGGGCCCGAAUCCUAACGGAGAGGAACUGGACAAUCUCUACCUGGACAUGAAUGGCAUUGUACACCCGUGUACGCAUCCGGAGGGGAGGCCCCCUCCCGCUGAUGAGCAAGAGAUGAUGUUGGAGAUCUUCAAGUACACUGAUCGAGUCGUCAACAUGGUCCGGCCGCGAAAGCUGCUUAUGAUCGCUAUUGAUGGCGUCGCCCCUCGAGCCAAGAUGAACCAGCAGCGUGCUCGUCGGUUCCGCUCCGCCCAGGAAGCUCGAGAGAACGACGAGAAGAAGGAAGAACUUCAGAAAUUGUUGGACCGGCAGCAGACCAAGAAAUCGGGUGAUGAAGUCAUGAGGGAGGAAGUCAUUCAGAAAACAUGGGACUCGAACGUCAUCACACCAGGAACGCCGUUCAUGGACAUACUCGCGGCAUCAUUGCGCUACUGGAUCGCCUACAAGCUGAACACAGACCCGGCGUGGAAAACGAUGAAGGUAAUCAUUUCGGAUGCUACCGUGCCCGGGGAGGGCGAGCACAAGAUCAUGGAGUUUGUGCGCUCGCAACGCGCAUCACCAGAGCAUGACCCCAACACACGUCACGUUAUCUAUGGUCUCGAUGCAGAUCUUAUCAUGCUGGGUCUCGCAACCCAUGAGCCUCACUUCCGCGUUCUGCGUGAGGAUGUAUUCUUCCAAGAAUCGAAGCCCCGUACCUGCAGGCUUUGCGGGCAGGUGGGCCACAAGGCCGAGGAGUGUACCGGCAAAGCGAAGGAGAAAAACGGAGAAUUCGAUGAGAAACAACACGCUUCUCCGUUGAAACCGUUCAUCUGGCUACACGUCUCUGUUCUAAGAGAGUAUCUUGCUGUCGAACUACAGGUUCCUCAACAGCCUUUUCCCUUCGACCUGGAACGUGCUCUUGAUGAUUGGGUCUUCAUGUGUUUCUUCGUCGGAAACGAUUUCUUGCCUCACCUGCCUUCACUAGACAUCCGUGAAAACGGCAUUGAUACACUGAUUGCUAUCUGGCGGGACAAUCUUCCAAGUAUGGGGGGAUAUUUGACUCAAGACGGCCACGUUGACCUAAAGCGUGCUCAGUUGAUCUUGCAAGGUCUGGCCAAGCAAGAGGAUGCUAUCUUCCGCCGCCGCCGGCAAGCAGAAGAGAGGAAAGCAGCCAAUGAGAAAAGGCGCAAAGAGCAGGACCAGGCUCGUAACGAAGAGCGAGCCCAGAAGCGCAGGCGUAGUUCCCCAGUCUACGAUGCGAAACAAAAGGGUUCCAAGGCUGAGCCGGAUGCGGACCCAACAGCUGGAUUGGAGCUCAUUACACCAUCUCGUGCUCACUUGACGAAAGAGGAUAAGGACUUGACUCACAGCAUGAUCGUCAACCGAGGAGCUAUCUAUCGGGCCAAUAUGGAAAAUAAGAGCGCCGCUGCUGUUCUCAAAAGCAAGCUCAUGAAAGGUGUUCCUCUUGAGCCAGCGGUGGAAAGUCAUUCUGGCAGUGUGGAGAUCGAGCAGAAUGGUUCAGAGCCCACAUCUCCCUCCGUCCUCGGCAAGAGAAAGGCUGGAGAAUCUACCGAGCCGAUCGAGCAAGAGCCUGAGGAUGCUGGAACACCUGGUAGGGACUCACCACCUCCACCUGCUCCCAAACCGAAAGAUGAUGGGAUGCCUGUAGACACCGUCAAAAUGUGGGAGCCCGGUUAUGCGGACAGAUACUACGAGCAAAAGUUUGGCGUGGAUCCCCAGGAUCAUGAAUUCCGUCAUAAAGUUGCUCGUGCUUACGCCGAAGGUCUAGCCUGGGUUCUACUCUACUAUUUCCAAGGUUGCCCUUCAUGGGACUGGUACUAUCCCUAUCAUUAUGCUCCCUUCGCGGCCGACUUCGUCGACAUUGCCGAUAUGGUGAUCGAUUUUGAUAAGGGCAAGCCAUUCCGACCCUACGAGCAAUUGAUGGGAGUUUUACCCGCAUCGUCCAACCACGCUUUACCAGAGGUCUUUCAUGAUUUGAUGAGCAAUCCUGAUAGUGAAAUUAUCGACUUCUACCCGGAAGACUUCGCGCUGGAUCUCAACGGCAAGAAAUUCGCCUGGCAAGGCGUGAUCCUUCUUCCUUUCAUUGACGAGAAGCGUCUUCUGGCUGCGAUGGAGAAGAAGUACCCUCUCUUGACAGAUGAGGAACGAAGCAGAAAUACCCACGGACAGGAAGUCCUCUUGCUUUCCGAGCAGCACCCACUUUACCAAGACCUCAUAAGCAACUUUUACUCCAAGAAGCCAGGGCCGCCUGAGUAUCAGCUCAACAUGCGGAUUAGUGACGGUCUGGCAGGACUUGUCGAACGCAACGAAACCUACGUUCCUCAUGGUUCCCUCGUAUCGCCGCUGCAGGAUCAUGGCAUGCCAAGCCUCGACGACGAUCACUCUCUCACUGUCAACUACAAAAUCCCCAAAUCCUCUCACGUCCAUAAAUCCAUGUUGCUUCGAGGUGUCAAAUUCGCUACCCCGAUGCUCAACACUGCUGAUGUUCGUGCCGUUAAGGGCCGCGCACAGAAUUCCGGUCGCUCAUACGGCGGCGCACCUUUCAAUGGGCGCGGCCGUGGUGGCCAGAUGAACUAUUCUUCGGAUCGGCCAAAUCCAUUUGCCGCACACCUUGAUUCACGCUUCGCGAAUGCGCCUCCUGGCGGCAUGCCCCCUAUGCCUUCUGGUUGGGUCCCCCCUGUCCCUGGAGCGGAUCACUCCAGAGGACCACCUGGACCACCUCGUGGCGGGAUGUCGUAUCAGUAUCCCGCGCAGCAAGGAUCCGGUCAAUAUCCCGGCCAUCAGGGUUACUAUUCAGGUAAUCAGGGUUAUCAGGGCUACCAGGGUCAGCAAAAUUCUGAGGGGUAUCAAGGACAGCAGGGAUACUAUGGGGGUCAACAGGAUCGGGGAUAUGGCGGCGGAGGCAAUGGAGGAGGAUACCGUGGUGGCAGAUCUCGAGGCCAGUCUCGGGAUCAAUAUGGUGGUUACCGUGGAGGUGGUGGCGGCGGCAGAGGAGGCCACAACAGAUACUGA
This is a messenger RNA of Penicillium diatomitis, 3126 nucleotides long. It is a transcript of the gene rat1, whose product is annotated as 5'-3' exoribonculease Dhp1. The record is from RefSeq and is a predicted model, not a curated record. Lineage: Eukaryota; Fungi; Ascomycota; Eurotiomycetes; Eurotiales; Aspergillaceae. Bases 1 to 3126 code for a protein of 1041 amino acids. Gene Ontology annotation, cellular component: nucleus. Gene Ontology annotation, biological process: nuclear-transcribed mRNA catabolic process. The transcript has 3 exons. Gene Ontology annotation, molecular function: zinc ion binding; RNA binding; 5'-3' RNA exonuclease activity.